This is a messenger RNA of Acanthoscelides obtectus, 784 nucleotides long. The record is from the annotation of a GenBank genome assembly. NCBI's taxonomy places the organism in Eukaryota, Metazoa, Arthropoda, Insecta, Coleoptera, Chrysomelidae.
UUGUGUCGAAAUAUUUAAAUAUUUUAACUUUUCCAAUAUGACUGGUAAUGAGGCUGGACAUGGUGCUAUUGUCAGAAAUAGAGAUUUGAUUGAUGUGUGGAUAGAAGCACCGAGAGGAAAUAGAAAACAGGUGGUUUAUGAAAAGAUAUUAUCUCUUAUUGAUAUAACAGAUGAACCUUCCAAACAUCUUAAAAUUGAUAUGAUGUUAACAAUGUUGGACGGCAGUGUUGUAAACGUUCUAUCAGAGACAAAUUCAACUAUGAAGUGCAUCAUUUGCGGAGCCACACCCAAGGACAUGAACACGUUGACAGGGAUUAACCGUCCUCCUAACGUAGACAAUUACCGGUUUGGUUUGUCAACUUUACACUGCUGGAUUCGUUUUUUUGAAUGCUUACUCCAUAUUGGAUACCGCCUGCCAAUUAAAUCUUGGCAGGUUCGUGGGCCUGAAAACAAAGCUAUAGUCGAAGCAAACAAAAAACGAAUAGAAGCAGAGUUCAGAGCCAAGCUGUCUCUAAUAGUUGACAAACCAAAACCCGGGUAUGGCUCCUCAAAUGAUGGCAAUACGGCCAGAAUUUUUUUCCACAAUCCACAAACAAGUUCAGAUAUCACAGGGGUUGACAGGGAAUUAAUCGAGAAAUUUGCGAUCAUCUUAGGAGUGUUAGCUAGUGGUUGCGCUAUUGAUUUGGAAAAGUUUGCGUCAUUGCUGGAAGAAGCAAGAAAUUUGUAUAUAAUAAUAAUAAUAAUAAUAAUAAUAAUAAAUGGGCUUUAUUUCGUACUUAAGUAA